UUCCCAAGUCCUCAAGAAUCCCUACGAGUAAUUUUAAUAAUAAUUUAAAUGUUCUCAUCGAAACAAAAGGGCGGGAGAUAAUUAAAAGCCUCAUCUGAAAAGUGAAAACCACAAAAAAAAGAAAGGGUAAAAAUAAAGAAAGAUUGCGAAAUAAAGAUAACUAAUGGACGAUACAGCACCGCCUCUGGAUGUAGAGGCGAUUCAAAGUCGGAUCAAACAACUUACUGAAAUUCCAAGCAAUUGUUACGAUGAUACGAUUUCCAUUGCUUCUGAUGAGGCGGAUCUGUUGACAGAACGUGUUCCCCAGCUUCAGGGAGAAAUACAUGAGAUUCUUGAACGAUGGUCGGAUGUUGGUUCCCUAAAACCUCAAGAUUUUGAUACAUAUUUGGAGACUGUAAAAGGAAAGAUUUGCUCUAUCGAGGCUGAAAAUGCUUCAGUUUUUUAUGAAGUUGGGAAUGUCGAGAAGGGAUGCAUGGAAGAUUAUAUUCAAUUGCGGAGCAAUAUUGAAGGACUGAAUUCUUCUCUAGACUUCACUCAGUCACAAGGUCUUGGAACAAAAAGAACAGAUGCCCAGGAAUGCUCUUUGUUGACAGAACAUCAACUAGAAUCUGUAGGUGCACUUGGUGAAUGCAAGCUUAAGAUUCUGAAGAGUAGUAGUCAGAUUGAGAAGAAGAAGGGCACAUUGAAAUUAUUGGAAGACCUUGACUACAUUUUUAGAAGGUGUGAAGUUGUAAUAAAGACUGAGAACAUAUUGACUGGACUUGAAGUCAUAAAAUAUGAAGGAAACCAAAUUAGUUUGUCUUUAAGAACAUGUAUUCCUGAACUAGAAGUGUCUGAGCAGAAUCAUGAGUUGGCAAUAGAAUUUCUGGAUGACACAUUAGAAAUAAAGAAUGCCGAGAUUUUCCCAAAUGAUGUAUUUAUUGGCGAAAUUAUUGAUGCUGCCAAAUCAUUUUCUUGCCAUUUUUCUCUUUCUCCAAUGCCCGAGAACAAAAAUUCGUUGGAGUGGUUUGUACGAAGAGUGCAGGACAGAAUUGUUGUAAGCACCCUUAGGAAAUCUUUGGUGAAGGCUGCAAGCAAGUCUAGGCACUCCAUCGAGUAUAUAGAACGAGAUGAGAUGAUAGUGGCUCAUAUGGUGGAUGGAAUUGACGCUUUUAUCAAGGUUUCUCAAGGAUGGCCAAUGUCUGUUUCUCCAUUGAAGCUAUUAUCUUUAAAGGGUUCCAGCCAAUCUUCCAAGGAGGUCACUUUCAGCUUUCUUUGCAGAGUUGAGGAAAUGGUAAAAUCCUUGGAUGUACAGGUAUGCCAGAAUCUUUCUACAUUCAUUGAUGCAAUAGAAGAAUUUCUCAAGCAAAAGAUGCAUGCCGAACUCCAAUCCAAUGGUGUCAAACAAAAAUGAAAUUCUGCUACCUUUAUGUUCUAAAUUACAUCUCGUGUUUGUGCCUACAAUUCUGUAACUGCUGGCUAUAUCUAAAAGUGGUGCUUUUAUAAGUAUUAUCAUCCUGCCAUGCACUGUGCUCAAGUCCAGGAGAAGCUGUUACUAACACUCGAUCAAAAGAAUUAACUUUGUGGUCCACAUGGUUUAUGACUGUGUGAAGGUCCUUUAUGUAAUGACAAGUUCAAAUUUCUUAA
Molecule: messenger RNA, 1626 nt
Organism: Erigeron canadensis
Lineage: Eukaryota; Viridiplantae; Streptophyta; Magnoliopsida; Asterales; Asteraceae
Exons: 12
Coding region: 164-1393 (409 amino acids)
Source: RefSeq, a predicted model, not a curated record